AUGACAACACAUAAAAGUCAAGGUCAAACACUCAGUAAAAUUAUCAUUGAUCUCGUCAUGCCGCCGGGUCCGGUUGAAGUCGCAUCGGUUUACGUUCCAUUAUCUCGAGUGAAACGCUUGGAUGAUUUACUGAUCAUACGUCCUUUUGAAUUCGCAGCUCUUCAAGUGAAACCAUCAACAGCGCAGCGCGAAGAGCUCAAAAGAUUGGAUCGAAUCGCAAAAACUACUCCUAAACGUUUUCCAAUAUCUAUGCGACACUCUCUAUGUUCGUCACAAACAUCACAUCAACCACAUGAAAAACAUUUAACAUUUCAUAUCAACUCGUCAGAUUAUGAAGCUGCAUUUGUGAAUAAUGAAACAUCAACAAAUACAAUCAACAAAUUAUUGAAUCACAUGAAAAUAUUCAAACAGUAUUCGAUUGAUACAGAAUCUGAACGCGCAAAUAAUCAACUAUCAUUAAUCCAAAUUAACUCAAUAACCAUUACACCACCAUCACUUGUAAUGUUAUUCGAGCUGGAACAGUUGCCAGAUCGAAAUUCACAAAAGUAUGAGAAUAUUCUUCAAUUGUUUCAAAUAAUUUUUAGGACAAACAACAAAAUUUAUUCGUGGGAAAAGAUGCAAAUAGAACUUGAACCAGUAAAAGAAUUUCUUGUUUUACCAAUUCCAGCAAUGUUAAUCGAUAUUCAACCACAUUUUUCUAUGUGGUAUAGUUGGGCACGGACCCAGUGCGGGGUCCAGAGCCUGUCUCAUCGAAAUGAUAAGAUUAAUGAUAAUGAAAUUAUCCAACAACAUAAUCAACAUCCAUCAUGUGAUUGUCAUCCGUCAUCACCAUACAAAAUCAAUAAAGUCUGGUCUCUCCAAAAUUCACUUAACCAUUGGUCAUCAAGUUUAACAUCGAGUCAUUCAUCUUUAUCACGUGUUGAUCGAAUCAAUAUGAUUCAUUAUGCUACACAUGAUGUUAUCGCUGCUACAUUGUUAAUACGACCUAUUACUGAACGAUGGGCAUUUGAAAAACUAAAAAUUAUAAAAAUGAAUGAAAUGUUCAUCGCAUUGAAUUCAAUUAAACUUCCACCAUUACCAACAUCGAAAAAUAAAAAAAUCAAGAACAUCAACACGCAAAAAUUAAAUACAAUAUUACGAUGCAAUGAUCCAGAUGUAGAAGACAUUUCAUGGGAUGAUGAAAUAUAUUUAAACCAACUAGUGAAACCAAAUGAUAUUGACUAUAUACCGGUCAACAAUCGUUUAUUAAAGGACAAUGAAUUAGUUGUCAACAACCAUUAUAUGAUUGAUGAUGUCAAUGAUAAAGAAGAAACAGCACCAACAACGAUUCGUAAAAGCUCGCCAUCGAAGAAAUCAUGA
Rotaria socialis is the source of this 1359-nucleotide messenger RNA. Lineage: Eukaryota; Metazoa; Rotifera; Eurotatoria; Philodinida; Philodinidae. The record is from the annotation of a GenBank genome assembly.